AUGUCUUUCCCUCUCACCCCUCCGCCGCCGCACCUCCUCCCAUCCUCCGCCGCCUUCACCCGCCGCUCCCUCCUCCUCUCCACCUCCCUCUCCACCAUCACCUCUCCGCCGCCGCCGCCCCCGGACACCACGGUGACCGACAGGAUCUACAUGGACUUCUCCAUCUGCCCGGCCUACAACAAACCCGACCGCACCGUCUCCGACACAGUCGCCACGCUCUGCACCGAGCCGUUCCCCAUCGGCCGCCUCGUCCUCGGGCUCUACGGCCACUUGGUCCCCACCACGGUGUCCAAUUUCAAAUCCAUGGUCAAUUCGUAUGCCUACAAGAACACUCUGGUCCACAAGGUCCUGCCGGGGCAAUUCUUUCUUGCGGGAAGGCAGGGGAGGAGGGAAUUGGGCGAGGUCAGACCCCCUGCUGACUUGCCGAGGAACGUCGAGGCUGUCGAUCCCAAGGCGUUUCGGCUCGCACACUCGAAAGGCGGUGUUCUGUCGCUGUGCUUGUCGGAGAACGAUGAUGAGGAUGAUGUGAAGCUGGACCCGAAUUACAGGAAUGUCGAGUUCUUGAUCACUACGGGGCCCGGUCCUUGCCCUGAAUUGGAUGGCAAGAACAUUGUCUUCGGGCAUGUGCUUGAAGGUCUGGACGUCGUGACGGCGAUAUCUUCCCUCCCAACUUACAAACCGGGAGAAAGGAUCCGGCAGUUCAACGACUUCGCCGAGUUCCUGGGCGACGAGAGGGCGCAGAACGCGCGGUCGAGCUGGAACCGGCCGCUGAAAACCGUGUUCAUCAGCGACUGUGGGGAGCUCCGGGUCACAAAGCCAUCCCUUUCUCCAUCUUUACCUUAG
This is a messenger RNA of Linum tenue, 843 nucleotides long. Lineage: Eukaryota; Viridiplantae; Streptophyta; Magnoliopsida; Malpighiales; Linaceae. The record is from the annotation of a GenBank genome assembly.